CGGGAGAGAUCGUGCGCGCUCUCAACGAUGUGGUUGAGAGUGGGAAGGUGCGAUACAUUGGCGCCAGCUCAAUGGCAGCCUGAGAGCUGCAGAUGCUCAACAACGUUGCCGAGAAGCACGGAUGGCACAAGUUUAUCAGCAUGCAGAACUACCACAACCUCAUCUACCGCGAAGAAGAGCGGGAGAUGCACCCUUACUGCGACUACGCCGGCAUCAGACUCGUUCCAUGGCCCCCCUUAGCAACUGGCAUCCUGGCACGUCCUUGAUCACAGAUUGGCACUACAGAGCGUGCGCAAAAGAACAGUAUCUGUCGUACAUGUAUCAGGACGAAGACAAAGCUAUAGUGAACCGCGUGGAAGAAGUCAGCAAGAGGUUCGGCCAAAGUAUAGCAAAUGUGGCCACUGCUUGGAGUCUGAAGAAGGGCGUGAAUCGGAUUCUUAGGCUCAACUCGAUUGAGAGGAUUGAUGAGGUGGUGGGUGCAGUCGGACUGGAGUUGAGUGAGGACGAUGUCAAGGCGCUCGGGGAGCCGUACAAGGCGAGGGCUGUUGCACCCAUGUGGUAGACUCAAACGUUCACGUACUCGAUUUGCAGCGAUACUAGAUGGCUCACUCACGCACCCACAGG
Macroventuria anomochaeta is the source of this 624-nucleotide messenger RNA. RefSeq lists its product as uncharacterized. The transcript is spliced from 3 exons. Lineage: Eukaryota; Fungi; Ascomycota; Dothideomycetes; Pleosporales; Didymellaceae. The coding region runs from base 122 to 562 and encodes 146 amino acids. The record is from RefSeq and is a predicted model, not a curated record.